This is a messenger RNA of Diachasmimorpha longicaudata, 4072 nucleotides long. RefSeq lists its product as uncharacterized. The record is from RefSeq and is a predicted model, not a curated record. Gene Ontology annotation, molecular function: iron ion binding; oxidoreductase activity; 2 iron, 2 sulfur cluster binding. The transcript has 24 exons. Bases 129 to 3938 code for a protein of 1269 amino acids. NCBI's taxonomy places the organism in Eukaryota, Metazoa, Arthropoda, Insecta, Hymenoptera, Braconidae.
AAGAACCCGCAUCUGAGGACUUUCCAAUGUUCUCGUGUUCCCUAGUCUAUAAAUCGUUUCGUCUCUGAUAAAUACUUCAACCAAGAGGAGAUAUUGGAAGCCUUGAAGCUCGGAAGGAUUUUUUCGCAAUGGGUCAGGGCGCAUACACACACGUGGCAGGAACCCCCAAGGAUACCUUACAAUUCACGAUCAACGGAGUUCUCUACACCAUUACCGACGAAAUCCGUCCGGAGACAUCGCUGAACGUUUUCAUAAGGGAUCAUGCACUUCUGCGAGGUACCAAGGCCAUGUGCCACGAGGGUGGCUGCGGUGUUUGCAUUGUGGCAGCGGAAAUUCAUGGGGAGGCGUUGGCAGUCAAUUCGUGUCUUGUCCCGGUCCUCAUUUGCAAUGGGUGGAAAAUAAAAACCAUCGAAGGGAUAGGGAGUAAGAAAAUGGGGUAUCACAAGGCUCAGGCGACCCUGGCAGGAAUGAACGGCUCCCAGUGCGGCUACUGUUCAGCUGGGAUGGUCAUGAACAUGUACAGUUUGAUGGAGAGCAAGAAGAAUACGAUGAAGGAGAUCGAGAACUCCUUUGGCAGCAACAUCUGUCGCUGCACUGGUUAUCGACCUAUUCUGGAGGCUUUCAGGAGUCUCGCGAGCGAUGCUGAGCCUCAAAUGGCCCAGAAGGUCCAGGACAUUGAGGACCUGUACAGCUUGAAAAAAUGCCCCAGGUCGGGGCAGCCCUGCGAGCGCAUUGAGGAUGAACCCGAGGUAUUGAUGGCUGUCCAGGAAAUUCGUAUGGAAUUUGGGAACGUGAAAUUUCAAAAAGUCCUCGACUUGGAAAAUUUAUUUGCGGUCUUUGCUAGCAAUCCAGACGCAACGUAUGUUCUCAAUGGUGGUAAUACAGCUCAUGGGGUUUAUCGGCUGCAGAAACCGGACAUCUACAUCGACCUGAACGACGUUGGUGACCUGCGACGAGUAGAGAAGACAGCGGACAGCCUGAUUUUAGGUGGCAAUGUCACCCUCUCGACCCUGAAAAAUACUUUGAUCCAAUUCUGCGAGGAUCCCGGCUUCCACCACCUCCGGCAACUGGCUAAUCACGUGGACCUCAUUGCCAGUGUGGCCGUACGCAAUAUAGGAACGGUGGCUGGAAAUCUCAUGAUAAAGCACAAACACCACGAAUUUCCCUCCGAUCUUUUUCUGAUGCUGGAAACCGCCGGGGCUGAAAUACACAUACUUGAAUCCCCGGGUCAGAAGAUUGUUGUUAACUUCAUGGACUUCCUGACCCUGGACAUGAAUCACAAAAUCAUAUACAGCCUGGUGCUUCCAGCCCUGACCCCUGAUCACAUUUUUCGAUCUUAUAAGGUAAUGCCCAGGGCCCAGAAUGCCCAUGCCUACGUGAACAGUGGGUUUCUUUUUAAGUUAGACGCAGGUGGAAAGGUCCUGGAGAAGCCCAACAUACUUUUCGGUGGGAUAAGACCAGACUUUUUGCAUGCCAAAGCCACCGAGGACUUCCUGAAUGGUAAAUCCCUGUUGGAUAAAGACGUUUUCAAGCAAUCGAUGGAAAUCCUCACAUCGGAAGUCCUUCCCGAUCACAUUCUACCGGAUUAUUCCCCGGAGUUCAGGAAAACUCUUGCGCAAGGAUUAUUUUACAGAUUUGUCCUGAGCCUGAAACCCGAAGAUUUGGACGAAAAACUCCGCAGCGGAGGAACACCUCUGGACCGUGAACUCUCAUCCGGAAAAUGUGAUUACGAAACAGACAAAAAUAUCUGGCCAUAUAAUAAACCACUCCCCAAAGUUGAUUCGAUCUAUCAGACAUCCGGAGAAGCGCAGUACAUCAACGAUAUUCCACCCCAACCCCACGAAGUCUUCUGCGCUUUCGUUCUGAGUAAAAUUCACAGUGGCAGGAUCACCAGCAUCGACGCCACCGAAGCACUAGAGAUGAAGGGGGUGACGGCUUUUCUAGGGGCCAAGGAUGUACCCGGGAAGAACCUCUGCAUCGAUACAGCGAAUAAAAAGCUCUUCGGGGCAUGUGAUGAAUUGCUAUUCGCUGAAGACGUUGUUACUUAUGCCGGUCAGCCGAUUGGCAUGAUCUGCGCGGACACCCAACUCCUCGCCCACGAAGCAGCUCAGACGGUCGUCGUUCACUACAAAGAGAUACCGAACGAGAAACCGGUGAUAACUAAUCAGGAUGCGAUCGCCUGCAGUGAUAAAGAGAGGAUUAAAGAAUGCAUCAAUGCUCCAGCAGCUAAAAAAGGUGACAAUCCAGUCCAGCAAGUGAUAAAAGGCACGUUCAACUGUGGAAGCCAGUACCACUUCACGAUGGAGCCCCAGUCCUGUGUCUGCAUCCCAACAGAAGAUGGAAUGGACGUUUAUCCAGCCACACAAUACGUCGACCUCACGCAUGCCUCGAUAGCUUCCUGUCUGGGCAUCUCCAACAACAGGAUCAACAUAAGUGUCCGACGACUGGGGGGAUCCUACGGCGCAAAGCUGCUCCAGAGCACCUUCAUCAGCUGCGCAUGUGCUGUUGCUGCGUAUGUCUUGAAUCGUCCAGCGAGGUUCAUCAUGACCAUCGAGAGCAACAUGAUGACCAUUGGAAAGCGGUUUCCAGUGAAGCACGACUAUGAGGUUGAAGUUGAUGCUGAUGGGGUCAUCCAGUACUUGGAUCAGAAGACGUAUCACAAUGUGGGGGUUCAUUUCACUGAUAUGAUCGCAGCCGUGACCUUUAGUCACUGCAAUUCUUGCUACGAUAAAACCACUUGGAACACUCUGGGUUACGAAGUUCGUACUGAUAUUCCAGGGAACACUUUUGUGAGGGCACCAGGUUCCACUGAAGGUGUCGCAAUGACGGAGAAUAUAAUGGAGCACAUUGCUCACGCCCUGGGGAAAAAUCCUCUGGAAGUCCGUCUGAAUAAUAUCGCGGUCCAGCAUAAAGACGAGUUAACUAAAAUGAUAGCUGAUAUGAAAGCCACAUCGGACUACGACACCCGGAACGAAGCCAUCAAUCUCUUCAAUAAGGAAAACCGCUGGAAGAAGAGAGGCAUCAGUCUGAUGCCUCUGAUGUAUCCAGUUGCUACAUAUGGCCAGUGGAACGUCCUCAUAUCAGUUUAUCCAGUGGAUGGUACAGUUGCUAUUUCUCACGGAGGAGUCGAGUGCGGUCAGGGAAUCCACACGAAGGUAGUCCAGGCUGUAGCACACACCCUGGGGAUUGAUAUCGAUAUGGUGAACGUGAAGCCGACGAAUAAUUUCGUGGCACCCAAUAAUUUCGUUACUGGGGGAUCUAUAGCCACCGAGUGUGUAGUUAACGUAGCGAUAUCAGCUUGCAAAGAGCUGCUCACACGUUUCGAGCCGAUAAAAAAAGAACUGGGGAAUCCCACGUGGCUGGAAUUGGUCGGGACUGCGUAUGCGCAGAAUGUUAAUCUCUGCGUUCAAAAUAUGGUAUUCGAGGAUACCUCGAGAGCCUACCCCAUCUACGGGGUAACAGUCACCGAAGUAGAAGUAGAUGUGUUGACCGGACAACAUCUGAUCCGGCGAGUUGAUCUUCUUGAGGAUGUGGGUGUCAGCAUGAACCCCGAGAUUGAUAGAGGACAAGUGGAGGGUGCAAUGGUCAUGGGGCUGGGUUAUUGGACCUCCGAGGAUGUCAUUUAUGAUCCUACUACUGGACAGCUCGUUAACAAUCGAACCUGGAACUACAAACCACCAGGUGCCAAAGACAUCCCCGUUGACUUCCGGAUCACACUGAGGACCACGAAAAAUCCAGUUGGCGUCCUGGGAUCGAAAGCUGUUGGUGAACCUCCUCUUUGCCUGAGCUACUCUGUCCUGUUGGCUAUAAAACACGCGCUAAAUUCAGCUCGAAAGGACGCUACCGGUGACUCCUCGUGGUAUCAAUUCGAUGGACCUGCCACCGCCGAAAAGAUACUCCUGACAAGUCUUACGAACAAAGACCUAAUGGUACUGUAGUGGACACGCCUUCGCACACCAAAAAUAAUUGCAGUUUAAGAAAAUAAUAAUCCUAAAACCCAAUCACUCUCUUUAUAUAGAUUUAGAAUAAAAACAAUGACGUUGUUGAUUAAAUAAAAUACGCAGUUGUCGCA